AUGUCGCUCCGUUACCGGCUUCGCCCCGGGCAGCGGGCACGGCUCCGCGCCGCGGUGGUCGGGCUGCACCGUCGCUGCUCUCCCCGUGAAGGCGCAGGCGGGGUGGGAGACGCCGCGCUGAGGCGCGGAGGGGAAAUGGCGCCGGGAGCUGAGGGGCCGCUGCCCCCCAGACCCUCUCCAGAACCGCCCGAUCGGCUCCCGGCAGCGGGGGGGCAGCGGAGCACGAACGGCUUUAACCUGCGAACAGACGGUCAGGAUCGCAGUGAAGCCACUUUAAUAAAGAGGUUUAAAGGUGACGGUGUCCGAUACAAAGCAAAGCUGAUUGGGAUCGAUGAGGUUUCAGCUGCACGGGGAGACAAGUUAUGCCAGGACUCCAUGAUGAAGCUCAAGGGGAUUGUUGCUGCGGCUCGUUCGAAAGGAGAGCAUAAACAAAAAAUCUUCUUAACAGUCUCCUUUGGUGGAAUCAAAAUCUUCGACGAAAAGACAGGGCUACUACAGCACCACCACGCAGUUCACGAGAUAUCGUACAUCGCAAAGGAUAUCACAGACCACCGAGCGUUUGGAUAUGUGUGUGGAAAGGAGGGAAAUCAUCGAUUUGUGGCAAUAAAAACAGCCCAGGCAGCUGAACCUGUGAUUCUGGACUUGCGAGAUCUGUUUCAGCUCAUCUAUGAACUGAAACAAAGGGAAGAAAUGGAAAAAAAGGCGCAAAAGGACAAGCAGUGUGAGCAGGCGGUGUACCAGGUUCCUACCAGCCAAAAGAAGGAAGGUGUUUAUGAUGUGCCAAAAAGUCAACCUGUAAGUCUGGAGAAUGGAAACUUAUUGCUGGACAUUGAUGAAAGUCUUGGUUCAGUCACUCAGGCUGUUACCCAACUAGAGCUUUUUGGGGACAUGUCCACUCCUCCCGAUGUAACCUCUCCCCCAACUCCUGCUACUCCAGGUGAUGCCUUUAUCCCAUCUUCAUCCCAGUCACUUCCUGCUAGUACAGACAUGUUUGGUUCUGUACCUUUCAGCACUGCUGCCGUACCCUCAGGUUAUGUUGCCAUGGGAGCUGUUUUGCCCUCAUUCUGGGGACAGCAACCACUCGUUCAACAGCAGUUGGCCAUGGGUGCUCAGCCUCCAGUUGCUCAGGUGAUGCAGGGAGGACAACCGAUAGCGUGGGGCCAACCCGGCAUUUUUCCUCCUGCCCAGCAGCCGUGGCCGUCUGUAGCUGGUCAGUUCCAACCGACUGCCUUCAUGCCAACACAAACUGUUUUGCCUUUACAAGCAGCCAUGUUUCAAGGUACCAUUGCUCCUAUAGCUACUGUUCCACCCACAAGCGAUUCCAACAGAUCGAGUCCGCAGACAGACAGGCCCAGACAGAAAAUGGGAAAAGAAAUGUUUAAAGAUUUCCAGAUGGCUCAGCCUCCACCAGUGCCAUCAAGAAAACCAGAUCAGCCUUCCCUCAGUUGUACCUCAGAGGCCUUCUCAAGUUACUUUAACAAAGUUGGGAUGGCACAGGAAGCAGAUGAUUGUGAUGACUUUGACAUCUCUCAGUUAAAUUUGACUCCUGUGACUUCCACGACACCAUCAACAAACUCACCUCCAACCCCUGCACCCAGACAGAGUUCUCCAUCGAAAUCAUCAGCAUCUCAUACCAGCGAUCCUGCUGCAGAUGACCUCUUUGAAGAGGGGUUUGAAAGCCCAAGCAAAAGUGAGGAGCAGGAGGCUGUGAGUAGCAAUAAGGCUUCUAAAUACUGAUAAGCACUUUUUGGCUAGAAAAAUGCUGUUUGGUAGUGUCAGAGAUCACUGUUCUAGUAGAACGGGGUGGUAUUUAAGGGGGAGCUACAUUUGCAGGUUUGAUUUUGAUAGUUGGGAACAUCAGCAUGGCAUUUCUGUUGGUGUUUCCUAAUAUUGCAUGCAAGGAACCAAACUCAGAGUUCAUAUGUGGAGCUAUACAUAUUAACUGUAUCCAGUGUACCAACAUUCACAUACUGAUGGUAAGGGAGUCCAAGGUAAAAUGACAUGAGUGCUGAGGAUGCAGAAAGAAAUGCGAGAGGUUGUGUGUUAAAAAAUGAUGGUUGAUGUUGUCUUCCACAUUCUGGCAUCCCAGUUGCUUCCCUCGUUGCAUUCCUCAAUGUUCUGGCCCUUGGUAUUUCUUUGCCUUAGACUCAGUGAACCAAAGCAA
Molecule: messenger RNA, 2164 nt
Organism: Phasianus colchicus (ring-necked pheasant)
Lineage: Eukaryota; Metazoa; Chordata; Aves; Galliformes; Phasianidae
Source: RefSeq, a predicted model, not a curated record